UCUCUUGAUUCAAAAAGCCCAAAGUAUCAAGCAAGGUGAGAAUAAUGUUAGAGAUUAUUUUAUGGAAAUCUCUAGUGUAUGGAAUGAGUUAGAUCAACUUACUCCCAAACUAGGAUUGGAUUGUAAAUGUCAUGAGAUUAGAAGAGAAGAAAUCGAUGAAUUUAGGUUUUUUCAAUUUCUUCAAGGUCUACGACCCGAAUUUGAACAAAUUAGGUCAGCCCUACUUUCUUUAGCCUCUCCUCCACCCAUUCAUGAACUUCUUACGAAGUUAAGCGGUGAAGAAACUAGAAUGAAAUUAUCCAAAGAAUUAGAUAGUGUUCUUAUUUCCAAACAAGAAGAAAAAGUUUUAGCCGCCUCUAGACCCGGGAACAACAUCAAAUCUUUUAGACCUCCUCACUUUAAAAAUCAAAAUAGAGGGGAAUUUAAGGUUGUUUGCCACUUUUGUCAUGAACCGGGUCACAUUAAACCUAGUUGUCCAAAGUUGAAUAACAAUGAAGGACAACCACGAAACUAUGGAGGAAAUCUUUUCAAAGGAGGAGCUUCAUAUCCUCAAGGAGGGCAACACAACCGUGGAAGUGGAACUUCAUAUUCACAAGGUGGGCAAUACAAUAAUAGACAAUUUGACCAAAGGAGGGUUGCAAAUGUUGCAAAUGAAGGAUGUGAUCUCUCUUCAAUCUCCACAACGUUGAAUCAAAUCAUGUCGGUGCUUCAACCUAUGAUCAAAGAGUCGAAUCCCGGAGCACUAGCAACAACGGCAUCUACCUCCAACACUCCCGGAUCACCAAACCGGGAGAUUGAUUGGGGAAGGUUUUAGAAAAGGGGACCUUUACUACAUGGACAAUUUAUGCAUCCCCAUGGAAAAGUUUUGUCACUAUGUGAAAAAUGUGGACAUUAAUGUUUGGCAUCAAAGAUUAGGUCAUCCAAACAUUAGAAAAUUGUCUAUGAUGAGUCCUACCAAGGACGUUUGUAUUGAGAAUUUCAAAUGUAAUGAUUGUAUACAUGGAAAAAUGAAAUCCUUAUCUUUUGGACAAAGAAGCUUCUUUUCCUCUUUUCCCUUUGAACUUGUUCAUUCCGAUGUGUGGGGGCCCUCUCCUAUCAUGUCAAAAGGAGGGCUAUCAUAUUAUGUGAUAUUUGUUGAUGAUUUCACUAGAUAUUGUUGGAUAUAUUUCUUAAGA
Molecule: messenger RNA, 1175 nt
Organism: Nymphaea colorata (pocket water lily)
Lineage: Eukaryota; Viridiplantae; Streptophyta; Magnoliopsida; Nymphaeales; Nymphaeaceae
Exons: 2
Coding region: 62-814 (250 amino acids)
Molecular function (GO): zinc ion binding; nucleic acid binding
Source: RefSeq, a predicted model, not a curated record